Molecule: messenger RNA, 731 nt
Organism: Brassica rapa (field mustard)
Lineage: Eukaryota; Viridiplantae; Streptophyta; Magnoliopsida; Brassicales; Brassicaceae
Product: protein CURVATURE THYLAKOID 1C, chloroplastic
Cellular component (GO): chloroplast thylakoid membrane; thylakoid
Source: RefSeq, a predicted model, not a curated record
AUUAGAGGAAGAUAAGGCUAUCUAAAACUUCUCAAAGUUGUUUGUUUCUUGCUAUCCAAAUAACAAUUACUUGGACGGUCUCUUCUUCCUCAGAUUAACGAGAAAAAAAUCUCUAAAAUGGCGUCAGUUUCUGCAACUUUGCCUCCACCAUUGCUGCUCACUCAGAGAAAACCUAACCUCACAUCAGUUCAGAAACUCCCAUUUUCUCUUAUUCGAGAUAGAAGAAGCCAUAGCAUGAGUCUUAUGGUGAAAGCUAGUGGCAAAAGUUCUGAAUCAUCUGAUCUCGACGUCAUUAGUUCAAUUCAGAACGUUUGGGAUAAGUCUGAAGAUCGUUUAGGUCUUAUUGGUUUGAGUUUUGCUGCUAUUGUGGCUCUUUGGGCUUCACUUAACAUCAUCACGGCAAUCGACAAAUUGCCUGUUAUCUCCUCUGGGUUUGAACUAGUUGGUAUCUUGUUCUCAACGUGGUUUACAUAUCGAUAUCUCUUGUUCAAACCCGACAGAGAGGAGCUAUCCCAAAUUGUCAAGAAAUCAGUAGCCGAUAUACUUGGCCAGUAAGGCAGUAAACGCAUGUGUUAUUCUGAGAUGAUUUGUGAUUUGUCACAUGAUAGCUGUUGUUGUUAUCUCGAAUCCAGUUUCAUGUACUGAACCUGUAAAUACUAUAUUGUGGGUUUUGGUUGCUGUUUCUUGUAAACAAAUCAAUCAUUUCAUAAAUAAAAAGAAUUAAGACAUCA